Molecule: messenger RNA, 1404 nt
Organism: Peronospora farinosa
Lineage: Eukaryota; Oomycota; Peronosporomycetes; Peronosporales; Peronosporaceae
Source: the annotation of a GenBank genome assembly
AUGCUGCGUCUGCUCGCAACUUUUGUACUCUUUUACUCGCUCAUAGCUGCCAAGAAACCCGAGACGAAACGCCACACGGCGUUGACGCCACCGCUGUCUCUCUUUCAAGGCGAAGUGACCAAUUCUUUCCAUCGUCUCUCGAUCCCUAAAGGCCCCAUCGCCGUGUACCGCUUCGAAGCCGACAUUGUGGAGAAAGAUGCCAAUGGAAACGUGGUGCCUGUACCUACGUACGAUGCGUAUCUGCACCACCACGUGUUUGGGUCGACACACAAGCAAUACGAUGCCAUGAAGAGCCGCGGGGUUCCUAUGAAACCCAAAAACUUUAGUCGCAGUGUGGCAUUUGGGGCUGGCACCGAAUGUCGGGGCACACCACAGGAAUUUUACUUUCCUUAUGCCUUUAUGACUGUAGAAGGAGAGGACGAGUGGAUGGCCAAUGUGCACAUUAUUAACACUCGGGAAAUGGCACCAGAGCGUGCGCAUCGCUGUCUCGAGUGCCCCUGCACGUCGGAAGAUACGUUCACUACUGAUUCAGUGAACGGAAUCCACUUUCAUGCUACUAGUUGCAAUCCUCAGCUGCUGGAUGAAAAAAACACGGUCUGUUCAGCUAAGACAUACCACGGAGGACUGCGGUGCUGUAAAGACGCUGAAUAUUGCUUGGAACAUGGCGAACUGGAGGUGGCCGCAUCUAGUAAUGCCACUUACUAUUUGCGCUACUCGUUAGAUUACGCUGAAAUUGUGCCAGAAAAUCGUCCGUUGUAUCUUGCAGCGUGUUGUGAUGCAUCCGGAGGUCUCGAUCACAUGGGGAACAUUGAGUACGACGUGCCAGCAUGCGACCCAAACACGCAUCCUGGAUGCGUUCACACGCUGUCGACUCGACAGCGACUCAACAGUGGCAGUAUCCCAUUGUUCUCAUAUCACCAACACUCACCCGAGCCGGAGCGAGAGGUGGAGCUCGUGUAUGCAGUAGGUCACCAGCAUCGUGGUGGUCUGGGUAUCCAGCUAUAUGACGACGCUUCAGGCGACUUGUUGUGCGCAUCUGUGCCAAAGUAUGGCUCAGGCACUGAAGCUGGCAAUGAAGACGGCUAUGUCAUUUCGAUGAGUACUUGUACCUUCGAUCCGCCUCGACGCAUGCGCACAACCGACAUUGUUCGAGUUGUGGCACUCUAUAACAACACGCUGCCGCAUACUGGAGUCAUGAGUAUCAUGUACAUGGCACUGAGCGAUUUUCCUUUGGAGUAUGAUGCUAUUACCAAAACUUCGGUGACUGUCUCGGGAGAUAAUAACUGGGGAUGGCUGAUGCUUGGCGUUCUUGCGGGAGGUGCUGCUUGCGCACUGGCGACGGCGCUCGUGACGCGUUGGAAACAGCGAUCUGGAUACACUCCGUUACAACCACAAACAAAUUAA